GAAUCUAACCCGACGAGUCAGACUUUAGGUAAAAUGGUGAAACAGACUAUACAGAUAUUUGCUCGAAUUAAACCAACUAAGAAAACUACGGCGGUGUAUUCUGUGGACAAUGAAGAUCAGGCAGGUGCUUCUGUAGAGUUUAUUGUGCCUAGAGACUUGGCUGAUGGCUUCAUUAACAACAAGAAGGAAUGCUAUAAGUUCAGAUUCCAGAGGGUGUUUGAUCAAACAGUCAAACAAGAAGACAUAUUUGAGAAUAUUGCGAAACCCGUUGCAGACAGUGUAUUGGCUGGCUAUAAUGGCACCAUAUUCGCCUAUGGUCAAACGGGCAGUGGGAAGACGUUUACGAUUACAGGAGGAGCAGAGCGCUACAGUGAUCGUGGAAUUAUCCCGCGGACCCUCUCCUACCUGUACACGUGCUUCAGCCAGGACAGCAGUAUGGUGUAUACUACUCACGUCUCCUACUUGGAGAUCUACAAUGAGAUGGGAUAUGACCUCCUUGAUUCUCAACACGAAGCUUCUCGACUGGAGGAUCUGCCAAAAGUACUGAUUAUGGAGGAUUCAGACCAGAACAUUCAUCUCAGGAACCUGUCACUGCAGCCAUCAGCAAAUGAGGAGGAGGCUCUGAAUCUGCUCUUCCUCGGUGACACCAAUCGUAUGAUUGCAGAAACUCCCAUGAACCAGGCAUCCACACGUUCCCAUUGUAUUUUCACUGUGCACUUGUGCAGACGUGAGCCUGGUUCAGCCACUGUGAGACGAUCCAAGCUGCACUUGGUGGACCUGGCUGGAUCAGAUAGAGUUAGCAAGACUGGUCUUAAUGGGCAGUUGCUCACUGAAGCCAAGUACAUCAACUUGUCUCUUCACUACUUGGAACAGGUGAUCAUUUCAUUGUCGGAGAAGAACCGCUCCCAUAUUCCUUACAGGAACUCCAUGUUGACAUCAGUGCUGAGGGACAGCCUUGGUGGUAACUGCAGGACCACUAUGAUCGCCACAAUGGCAGUCGACAAGAGGAAUGUUGAUGAGUCCAUCUCUACGUGUCGAUUUGCUCAGCGUGUUGCUCUCAUCAAGAACGAGGCAAUGCUGAAUGAAGAACUGGAUCCUGUCCUGCUGAUAGCACGUUUGAAGAAGGAGAUCCAGUCUCUGAAGGAUGAGUUGUCCAUUGUGACAGGACAGCAGAGAGAUGAGCAACUGACCAUGGAGGAGAUCCAGAAGUUGGAAGAGUUACUCAAGGCCUUUCUGGAAGAUCCUGAUCCGGAUGCGACAUUGUUACUGGGACCAGACAUGAGAAAAAUCCACCACUGUUUCUCCCUGCUGAAGAGGAUGGUUCUGGAAAAGCAAGACAUGGGAAACAGACACAGUGAUCGUCAAGUGUCACCAGCAGUAACAGUAACGCAGGAAGAUGUUAAAGAGAGCCAGGACCACUCAGCAGAAGUGACAAAAUUAAAGGAAAUGCUGACGCAACGUGACAAUGAGAUCAGUAUCUUAAUUAAGAUGCUAAAGAAAGAGAAAAAAAGGGCCCAAGAUGCUGCUGCUCAAUUAGAUAACAUCACCAGUGACCAGAAGCUGGCCUCCCAAAGUACCACACAGCUGUCCACAACACCAGAGUCUAAUGAGGGGAACAGAGACAUCACCUCAACUCACCAGGAAGGACGAGCUAUACAAUACAUGAAAAAAGGUCCCCAGUUGUCUAUGGGAAAGCAAGAGGCCUUUGAGAUUUUUAUGAGGGACCAUGAAGACCACCUGACCAUUGAAGACAACAAAACUCUUCUUCAGCAACGGUCAGCUGAGGCCAGAAGACUUGGGAAACAACUAAAUGAAGCCACAAACAGAAUCAAAGAGUUAAAGAAGCAGUUAGAGCUGCGAAGGAGGCAGAGGGCAGCUCAUGGUGUACUAGAAAAUCACACAGACUUUGACGAGGAGGUGGAUCCAGUGGAAGAAAACUUACAGACACACAUAGAGCAAGAAAAAAAGGCUUACAAGAGCACGUUUGGUCGUCUUAAAGCGUUGAGGACUGAGAUUGAGCACCUGCAGCUGUUGUUGGAAAGGGCAAAGGUCAAGCUCCAGAGGGACUUCCAUAAAUGGUGGAGUCGGGAGGCUUCCAGUGUGCAGGAAUCACAGACCACAGCCAGAGGUCAAAUAGGGUCACUAAAUGGGUCCAUGCAACCAUCUUCACCAGGCCUUCCAAUUUCCAGCCCUCUGAGAGACUUCCCAACAAGUGGAGCUUUAUACCAGGAUGGCUACACUCUCUCCGAUCAAGACAUCAGAAGUCACGCACCAAAAAAGACACCUCCCUUGACAGCUGUUCCAGCCUGGCACGAUAAACCUCUGGAUGGAAAUGGUACUGACUUCACUCCAUCAUCAGAGUUAAGGGCCCUUUCCAGUACCAAGCUCUCAGCUUCUUCUAUUCCUCUGACUGGAGAUAAGCAGGUAGAUUCAGACAUCUUGGCCUUCAUCAAAGCCAGGGAAAUGCUCCUCCAGAGGGCAGCAGUCAGAUGUCGCCCUAAUGGAGGAGAGCGGUUGGAUUGUUACCCAAGCAACCUUUUAACUCAACACCCAACAUCUCUGGUCCUCUGUCCAAUCACAGCGAAGGGCACUGAGAUACAUUGUACUAAUAACAAAACGCACAAGCUGCAGUGA
Molecule: messenger RNA, 2634 nt
Organism: Sphaeramia orbicularis (orbiculate cardinalfish)
Lineage: Eukaryota; Metazoa; Chordata; Actinopteri; Kurtiformes; Apogonidae
Gene: kif6
Product: kinesin family member 6
Exons: 25
Coding region: 34-2634 (866 amino acids)
Biological process (GO): microtubule-based movement
Molecular function (GO): microtubule motor activity; microtubule binding; ATP binding
Source: RefSeq, a predicted model, not a curated record